AUGGUAGCAUUUCUUAGCAAAGCCACGAAGUGUGGAAGUGGCCAUCCACCAGCAGAUCUGGGAUUCAGAGGUGCAGUGUAUCCAAAACCCUCCAUUGGACCGAGCGAAGCUAUGGUUCAGAGAAACUCUACGGACAAGAUUGACUUCCAGAACAUUGACCUGGUUUCUGAGGUCAACAGGCGUAGGAAAGCCAUGGCCACAAGAGAUGAAACCAUCAUCAAGAAAAGUGGCGAGGGUGGGAAAAUGCUCCCCAGCAUGGGCAUGGACCAAGAGUUUUCCAGCAAAGUCCACCUCAUGGUGCCUCCUGCUCCCCCUCCUUCUCCAGCUGAUGCUUCGGACAUAAGCAAGUACCAGAAAUCAGAGGGACUGGUGCUCCUCAGGCCCCUGGGAGAAACCACAGGAACAGCAACACAAGAACAAAAGGAACCCAUAUUCCUUUGCCUCGGGACCACUCCUGAAAUGUCCCCGAGAGUCAUGGAGGUGUAA
Messenger RNA from Mus pahari (shrew mouse), 486 nucleotides. RefSeq names its product myocilin opposite strand protein-like. The coding region runs from base 1 to 486 and encodes 161 amino acids. Lineage: Eukaryota; Metazoa; Chordata; Mammalia; Rodentia; Muridae. The transcript has 4 exons. The record is from RefSeq and is a predicted model, not a curated record.